Molecule: messenger RNA, 2930 nt
Organism: Tripterygium wilfordii
Lineage: Eukaryota; Viridiplantae; Streptophyta; Magnoliopsida; Celastrales; Celastraceae
Product: protein MODIFIED TRANSPORT TO THE VACUOLE 1-like
Exons: 5
Coding region: 422-2545 (707 amino acids)
Cellular component (GO): trans-Golgi network membrane
Molecular function (GO): ubiquitin binding; phosphatidylinositol binding
Source: RefSeq, a predicted model, not a curated record
UUGAAUCGCACACGUAUGUGAAUCGCUCAAGUCUCCUGCUGACCUUUCUUUUGGUAACCAAAACUCCGUUUUCACCAGCCACGCCCAACACGUCUCCCUCUCUCUCUGUGCCCCGUCUGCACUCCCGAGCUCUCUCUUGUUCGAGCAGCUGAAAGUUCUUUACUUCGGCAAUCAGCCCUACUCCACUGAAAUCGGAGCAAUUCGAAUCAAAAUAAAUCAAAUUGUUGAAUCUCCGAUCGCAAUCCACUUAUUUCGACGGCCCCGAAUCAUACCUUUCAGAUCCAUCUCAAUUCUUCUGAAUUCGGCGAUUUUUUUGUCACUUACAUUUUGAGGAGAAUUGUUCGAUUUUUGAAUGGCGAGGGGUUUAAUUUGGGCUUAUUAGCUUUCGGGAAGUAAAUUUUGUUUUCGGUGGAUUGGGGUCAUGGAUUCGAGUCGUAGAGCUGUGGAAUCGUAUUGGAGAUCUCGCAUGAUUGAUACAGCGACCUACGAUGAGGACAAGGUGACUCCUGUUUACAAACUGGAGGAGAUAUGCGAGCUUCUGCGAUCCUCGCAUGUUAGCAUCGUCAAGGAGGUCUCUGAGUUCAUAUUGAAGCGACUCGAGCAUAAGAGCCCUAUUGUUAAACAGAAGGCUCUGAGGUUGAUAAAAUAUGCGGUUGGAAAGACUGGUUCUGAGUUUAGGAGGGAAAUGCAGAGGCAUUCAGUCACUGUGCGUCAGUUAUCUCAUUACAAAGGGCAGUUGGAUCCUUUGAAGGGUGAUUCCCUGAACAAGGCAGUGCGGGACACAGCUAAUGAGGCAAUAGCGGCCAUCUUUGCUGCUGAGGACAGUAAGCCAGCACCUGCUGAAAAUCUUAAUAAACGAAUACAAGGAUUUGGCAAUACAAAUUAUGAAGUGCCCUCAGAUGAUAAGAAAUCGUUUCUUAGUGAGGUAGUUGGUCUUGGGAGCGCAUCUAUCAAGCAGGGGCUCAGUACUUUUACUCAAGGCCAUUCUAUGAGAAAGAAUGACAAUGGAAGCUACAAAAGUCCGAAUCUUCGACGGUCCUUGACCUCAGAAACUGACUCUUCAGAUACAUAUGAACCAGUUGAGUUACAAACUGAAACUCAGGGUAGGGUUGGGAUUUCAAAAAAUGUGGCUGGUGGAUCUUGGAAUAAUGAUUCAAGAAUAAUGACGACAGAAAUAGCAAAUGGGGACUCCAGUUCAAGUUCUGCAGAGAGUAAAACCCAUGAGGAGACGUUGAUGGAUAAAAUUGUAACAUCUGGUGGUGUCCGUCUACAACCCACUCGAGAUGCCAUCCAAAGUUUUCUUGUGGAGGCUUCAAAGCUGGAUGCACUGGCUUUAACUCAGGCUCUUGAAGCAAAACUUCGGUCUCCAUUAUGGCAGGUUCGGAUGAAAGCUGUUUGUGUUCUUGAGGCAAUUUUGAGGAAGAAGGAUGAUGAACCUUUUUUAGUCAUAGCUGCUUAUUUUUUUGAAAACAAAGAGGUGGUUGUUCAAUGUUCUGGGUCUCCCCAGAGUUCUUUGAGGGAAAAGGCUAACAAGGUCUUAAGUCUUUUGGGAGAAAGACGGGAAGGUGGCUUGGUGAAUAAUUUGGAGAAGUCUGCAAAGUCUGACGCUGCUGUUGCUGUUCAGAUACCUGAUUUAAUAGACACUGGAGAUCCAGAUGAGUUUUUAGUGAUUGAUGAUUCAUCAAAGAUUCCGAUUGGUCCUAGAAUAGGAAAUCCAGCAACACCAUCACCUCUUUUAAUUGAUGAUUUAUUCGGAAAUACUAUGAGCUCCAGUGUAAACACUGGUGAACAGAAGAAUGAUGAUGACCCCUUUGCAGAUGUCUCAUUUCACACAAAUGAGGGUAAAGAACACGACAAUGAUCUCUUUUUGGGCAUGGCUAUUGAUGAUAAGCCUAGUAUUAAUCAGACACAUAUGGUGGGGACUCUGGGGAAUAAAGGUGGAUCUGAGUUAUUUGACAUAUUUGAAUCCAAAUAUGAAUUGGGACAGGAACAAGUGAAUUAUAAAACUGAUGUUAAUGAUAUAAUGGGUGGUUUAUCAAUCAGUGAGAAAGGAAACUUUGCUGGUGGUCUGUCAGAAAGUGUCCUCACAGAUUCAAGUAGUAGUUCUGGUCCACAGGUCUCUAGUGAUCUUUUAAGUAGGAUGGUUGGUUCUCAAGGGGGUGGGAUGAAUGCAAACCCAGUAUUUCCUUUGAAUAAUAUGCAAUAUAGUAUACCUCCUGGCAUUAUGUUGAAUCCAUCCUUCCAUUCUCAGACAAUAAAUUAUGGUGCAAUGGGAAAUCUCUUUGCUCAGCAGCAACUCUUGGCUGCAAUGUCUAAUCUACAACACCUUGGAAAUCUGAAUGCGGAAAAUGCUGGGGUUGGAAAUCUUAAUACAGCUAAAGGAGAAUAUGCAUCACCAAUUCCUGAUAUAUUCCAAUCGAACUUUCCAAACCAAACUCCCAGUUCAACAACGAGCAGCUCAAAAAAAGAGGAAACAAGGGCAUUUGAUUUCAUCUCGGACCAUCUUGCUUCAGCUCGCAACCCCAAGAGUGGUUUAAGAUUUUGAUGAUGAUGUAUUUUAUUGGAGCGAAAUAGAUUGAGACUGUCUCUCCCCUUUUGAGGUAGCAGAACCAGAGUCCUCUAGCAACAAGAUAAUGCAUCCGGUUCUUAAUAUGUGUACACGGAAGAAGCAUUGCAGGAGAUCAAUUGACAAAGAUCGCGUAACUAAAGCAAAGAAAUUGCUCUCGUAAAUCAUUUUUGUUUGAGUUCCACACGGAAAAUAAUGUGCAGUUGGCUUUGUAAUUUUGGAAUCCAAAUGUUGUCACUGAUUGCCUUUUCUGUUCGUAUUCUUUACUUUUGCCAGCUUCAUAAGAAAUGCUUGUAAUGCAUGGAUGUACAAGUCAAUAUAGAUGGUCAUUGUUGCAUUUUUUAUUUGAGUUCUGGUGAGAAAA